UCUAUAACGAAAGAAAGAGGCCACACAGCUUUUCUUCAUAUGGCAGCAGUCUCGUUUCUACGCUACUCAGUUCCUUCGCGGGUGUUCUCGUAUCCGACCCGACUCAUCCGGGUCACACCCACUUUCCCACGAUUCUCUUCCUCCGCCGCGUCUACUUCCUCCCCCGAUAAAUGGGAAUCGUAUCGGAAGAAGAAAGUCGUCAUCCGAAUUGGGUACGUGGGCACCGAUUACAGAGGCCUACAGAUUCAAAGAGACGACCCUUCUCUCAAAACUAUUGAAGGUGAACUGGAGGUUGCUAUAUACAAGGCUGGUGGGAUUCUAGAUAGUAACUAUGGUGAUCUUCACAAGAUUGGUUGGGCUAGAAGUAGCCGUACUGAUAAAGGAGUUCAUUCUCUGGCAACGACGAUAUCAUUGAAGAUGGAGAUACCUGAGACUGCGUGGAAGGAUGAUCCUCACGGCACUCUUCUUGCUAAAUCCAUUAGCAAACAUCUUCCUGACAACAUUCGAGUCUUCAGCGUUUUGCCCUCACAAAGGAGAUUUGAUCCACGAAGGGAGUGUACGCUUAGGAUGUAUUCUUACCUCCUUCCUGUUGAUGUUAUUGGGGUCAAGAAUAGCUUUACUUCAGAUGAGAUUGACCAUCACCUUUCAGAUUUUAAUGAUAUUUUGAAACAGUUCGAGGGUGACUAUCCUUUCCAUAACUAUACACAACGGUCAAAGUACAGAAGGAAAGCACAACAUAAGAUAACACAAAGAAACGGACGCCCUCCAAAGAAACCAAAAUCAAUCCAAGCAUCAGAGUCAGAGCUUACAGAGGAAAACAACAGAGAAAAUGAAGAAGAAAAAGUUGAAGUUGAAGAAGAAGAAGAGGAAGCAGAUGGUGUAGAAUCUAAUGAAGAUGUUGCUGAUUCUCAGGCUUACAUUCGUGCAAAAUGGCUACAUGAGCCAGACGAAACGGAUAAGCUGAGUGCAGCUCAUUUCAGAAAAGUGUUCCGAUGCAGUUGCGGGAACCUGGAGAGUUCACUUGGAUUCGGCUUUGUUGAGAUCUCCAUAUGGGGAGAAUCGUUCAUGCUACAUCAGAUACGGAAGAUGAUUGGAACAGCUGUGGCGGUGAAGAGAGAGCUGCUUCCAAGAGACAUCAUAAAACUAUCUCUGAACAAGUUCACAAGAAUAGUAUUGCCUCUGGCUCCAUCCGAAGUACUGAUCCUGAGGGGGAACAGCUUCGAAGUGCCUAAAGCGCCCGGGAAUUUCAGGAGGAGGCCGGAGAUAAAAGCAAUGGGGCAGUCAGAAGAAGUGGAGAGAGAAGUGGAGGGGUUUUACAGAGGGGUGAUGGUUCCACAGGUGAGUAGAUUCUUGGACUCAGAGGAAGCUCCGUGGAAAGAGUGGCUUGAGCAUUUGGAGAGGAACGAUGGUAUGAUUGAUGAGCAAUUGGAAGAUGUGAGAAGAGGUUGGGAGGAGUGGAAAGCAAAGCCAAGGGUUAUGACGAGGAGGACAGAAGGUGGUGAUAAAGAGUUUGGUUCUGUUUCAGUAGCUGUUCAUGAAGCUCUGCAUUAGUCUCACAUUUAUAUUUUAGACCGAAGUUAUGUUGAGGAUUAUUGUUUGAUUCACAUUGGCUCUCACUGUUUCAACACGAUGUUAAACUUUUUUUUUUGUUCU
Messenger RNA from Raphanus sativus (radish), 1653 nucleotides. Its product is annotated as putative tRNA pseudouridine synthase. The record is from RefSeq and is a predicted model, not a curated record. The transcript is spliced from 5 exons. NCBI's taxonomy places the organism in Eukaryota, Viridiplantae, Streptophyta, Magnoliopsida, Brassicales, Brassicaceae. Gene Ontology annotation, cellular component: nucleus. Bases 40 to 1551 code for a protein of 503 amino acids. Gene Ontology annotation, biological process: mRNA pseudouridine synthesis; tRNA pseudouridine synthesis. Gene Ontology annotation, molecular function: pseudouridine synthase activity; RNA binding.